Messenger RNA from Fundulus heteroclitus (mummichog), 5184 nucleotides. RefSeq names its product N-acetylglucosamine-1-phosphate transferase subunits alpha and beta (gene gnptab). The transcript is spliced from 21 exons. The record is from RefSeq and is a predicted model, not a curated record. Gene Ontology annotation, cellular component: Golgi apparatus. Gene Ontology annotation, biological process: N-glycan processing to lysosome; carbohydrate phosphorylation. Bases 129 to 3851 code for a protein of 1240 amino acids. Gene Ontology annotation, molecular function: calcium ion binding; UDP-N-acetylglucosamine-lysosomal-enzyme N-acetylglucosaminephosphotransferase activity. Lineage: Eukaryota; Metazoa; Chordata; Actinopteri; Cyprinodontiformes; Fundulidae.
CGAGGAAGAGUGAGACGCGGCGGUUGUCAUGUGCAGUCAGCUGACGCGUCCUUCCCCCUUGCUCGAGAUGUUUACUUUCUUUUGUCUAGCGCUCCUGUCGGUGGUCGUUUCGCCUCUCUUCUGAAUGAAUGCAGCGCUAUGCUCGACCCAGGAGAGCCAUGGUCGUCGUGAACUCGGUGCUGAAGCUGCUGCAGAGGCAGACCUACACCUGUCUGUCCCACCGAUACGGUCUCUACCUCUGCUUCGGGGGGCUCGUCCUCAUGAUCGUUUCCGCCUUUCAGUUUGGAGAGGUGGUGGUGGAGUGGAGCCGGGAUCAGUAUCACGUGCUUUUUGACUCCUACAGAGACAAUGUGGGUGGAAAAUCAUUCCAGAGCAGGCUCUGUCUGCCCAUGCCUAUUGACGUCGUGUACACGUGGGUGAACGGUACAGAUGUGGCUCUCCUGAAGGAACUGAGGGCGGUCAAAGAGCAGCUGGAGGAGGAACAGAAAGCUCUGAGGGAACAGUUGGGCAAAAACACAAGUGACACCACAGAGGUGCCAAAAGAUAGCGAUAAGCCCGAAUGCCUGCUGUCCCACUGCAUCGUGGCGCCCAUGCUGGCGCUGGAUCCCGCGCUGCCGGCCAACCUCUCUCUCAAAGAGCUGCCGGCGGUGUCGGCCUCCCUCUCUGCCGCCAAGGAGCUGCUGGUCAUGAGCAAACCGUUCCACGUGCCCGUCAGCGUCUCCGUCGUCGUCUUUCAUUCGCAGGCUGACGCUGAUAAAGCCUAUAAAGAUCUUUCCAGGGAGGUGCAGAAAUUUGCUGUUUCCAGAUGCUAUCUGACGACAGAUAAAGAGGCUCCGGGUCUGCUCCACAUGCAGUCUCUGGCCUACCUGAGCGGCUUCCCGGCAUCCAUCAAAGAAACGGAGCAGCUGCGCGUCAAACUGCCUUCAGCCAUAACCAGCAAGAUCAAGCAGUUUGAGCUGUACUCUGAGGCCAGCAUCGCUCUGCUUCACCUGAAAAGCCAGCAGGAUUUCGCCGAUCUGAGCCAGCAGGCUAAAAAGAACCUGACUCUGGACGGGAAGGAGCUGAGCAUCAGUCCGGCCUACUUGUUCUGGGAUCUCACUGCCAUCUCGCAGUCUAAGCAGGACGAAGAUGUAUCGGCAAGCCGAUUCGAAGACAACGAGGAGCUCCGCUAUUCGCUGCGCUCUGUGGAGAAGCACGCCCCCUGGGUGCGACACAUCUUCAUCGUGACCAAUGGUCAGAUUCCCUCCUGGCUCAACCUGGAUAACCCCAGGGUUACGGUGGUGACGCAUCAGGAUAUUUUCUUGAACGGCUCCCACCUUCCCACUUUCAGCUCCCCCGCCAUAGAGACGCACAUCCAUCGCAUCCCGGGACUCUCCCAGAAGUUCAUUUACCUGAACGAUGAUGUGAUGUUUGGCAAAGACGUUUGGCCAGACGACUUCUACAGCCACUCCAAAGGACAGAAGGUGUACCUAACCUGGCCAGUGCCCAACUGUGCCGAGGGCUGCCCAGGAUCCUGGAUCAAAGACGGAUACUGCGACAAGUCCUGCAACAACUCCGCCUGCGACUGGGACGGAGGAGACUGCCUCGGCGCAGCAGGAAACAACCGCUUUCCUGCAGGCGUCGGCGGGGUCGGCCCCGGAGGAGCCGGUGGACCCGUGUGGCAGAUUGGAGGCGGAAUCGGCGGGAUGUCGUACUGCAAUCAGGGCUGUGCCAACUCCUGGCUGGCAGACAAGUUCUGUGAUCAGGCCUGCAACGUGGUGUCCUGUGGAUUUGAUGUGGGCGACUGCGGCCAAGAGCACUUUGGCGAGCUGCACCGUGUGACCCUGGUCAGAAACCAGAGCCUCUACACGCUCCCUCUAGGCGAGACGAGGCCGUAUUUCAGCUUCGAGAAGCUGGCCCGCAGAGUCUCGGAGGCCCACGUCAGGGACAACCCCGCGGUGCGACACACGUCCGUAGCCAACAAGUGGAAAACCAUUCACCUGCUGCUCUAUCCGGGGCAGAACGCCACCCAGCUCCAGUACAACGUCACCUUCCAGAGAGCGGAUGACUCUCAGUUCACGAUGAGCUUCAGCGUCGCUGUCGACACGCGUGAGGUUCCUCAGACUAAUGCCUCAAAGGGCGGGAGCAAAGCAGCAGGAGGGGAGUCCAAACUCGCCCCGACGCCCGAGCCAGUGUUCCCUUUCUCCGAUGUCCCCGAGGACAAACGAGGGCCUAAGAUCCAGAGGAAGCAGCCUGCUGGAUCUCCGGUUCUCAUAGAGGUUCCUGUGGUGAAUGUAUCCGUUUUACCAGCCGUCGUGCGACAAGAGCUGGAAAAGUUGGAGGAAAAACUUCUAAUUGGUGACAUAACAAGGAAGGGUUACAAUCUCACCAAAGCCGAGCUUCUAAAACCGUAUCGUACCCGGUCUGAGAAGCGUCAGGACAUCGCUGUACAGCCAGACAAAGUCCAGAAGAGGCCCUACAAAGACCUGGAGGACGACGGAGGUGGAAAAGAAACGGAGGAAAAUCAAAAGUCUGAUCAGAAAGCGCCAAAGGAGGCUCUGGAAAAUAAACCUUCCCCUUCUCUGGUCCCGGUCCGCAUCGAUGACAGAAUAAAAAGUGUUCUAAGUCCUGAACGUUAUCCUCUGAAUCCUGUAAUCGAGAGGCCCAGGACGUCCAAGCUUCUCAACGUUUCCCAAAAGAGGAGCGAGGAGAUUCAAGCUGAGGUCCCUCCUGCAGUCGGCAGGAAGCUCCAGCACUUCACCUCCUCAGACCGAGGCUUCCUGCCGUGGGAGAGGAGGAAAUACUUCCAGGCCUUGUUGGAGGAGGAGGAGCGUCUUCAGCGAGCGUUGUCCUACAGGACGGACGGCGCAGCGACGGGACGGAAGCUGCAGGACACCUUCGCUGACUCGCUGCGCUACGUCAACAAGCUGCUGAACGGCCAGUUCGGCUUCACGUCGCGCAAAGUGCCCGCGCACAUGCCGCACAUGAUCGACCGUCUCGUCAUGCAGGAGCUCCAGGACACGUUUCCAGAAGAGUUCGAUAAAACCUCGGGCCACCGCGUUCGUCACUCCGAGGACAUGCAGUUCGCCUUUUCCUACUUCUACUUCCUGAUGAGCGCCCAGCAGCAGCUCAACGUCUCAGAAGUGUUCGACGAGGUCGACACAGACCACUCCGGCGUCUUGUCGGACCGCGAAAUCCGAACUCUAGCCGCCAGGAUUCACGAGCUUCCCCUCAGCCUGCAGGAUCUGACAGGUUUGGAGCAGAUGCUGAUAAACUGCUCUAAAAGCCUCCCGACUAACCUGACCCGUCUCCACCUGGUGAGCCCCACCCAGGAAGCCUACUUUGACCCCAACAUGCCUCCUGUCACCAAGGACCUGAUCGUUCACUGCAAGCCGAUCACAGAGAAGAUUCAUAAAGCGUUCAGAGAUCAGAACAAAUACAAGUUUGAGAUAAUGGGAGAGGAGGAGAUCGCUUUCAAGAUGGUCCGGACCAACGUGUCCCACGUGGUCGGCCAGCUGGACGACAUCAGGAAGAACCCCAGGAAGUUCAUCUGUCUGAACGACAACAUCGACCACAGCCACAAGGACGCUCCCACUGUGAAAGCUGUGCUGAGAGACUUCUAUGAGUCCAUGUUCCCGCUGCCAUCCCAGUUCGAGCUUCCCAGAGAGUACCGCAACAGGUUCCUGCACAUGGAAGAGCUCCAGGACUGGCGGGUGUACCGGGACAAGCUGAAGUUCUGGACCCACUGUGUCCUCGUGACUCUGGUCGUCUUCACUGUUAUGUCCUUCUUCGCUGAGCAGCUCAUCCUGCUGAAGCGAAAACUGUUCCCCAGACGCAGAGUCAACGGGGACAUCAACCCAGAGCGAGUGUAAGAGACAGUCUUGUCGUGUCGUCUCCUCUGGAGGUCGUCCUCCACUCCUCCUCCACUCCUGCUCUCCUCCUGCUGGCCGGAGACGGCAGGAACGGACCCAGACAAGGUGACUGGGCUGGACACAACAGUCUGGACUGCAGAGUGUUGGAGACUCGGGAUGCGGAUGGCGGCAGUAAGCUACUGCAGCCAGACUUAAAAACAACAAAAAAAGAAACUUUUAAUUUAAUUUUUAUUUUAUUUGGGGCAUUCAAGACAAACACACAACACUCCUCACGUCAGAUGCUGCCAUCACAUCGACUCUAGAUGUUAAACUAUGAAGCUGUUUGCAGCAGGUUGUAUUAGAAGAUACACGAAGCAUACCUGUAUUUUAUAACGGUACAAACUUCUAAAAUGUGUUUGUUUUUUUUAUGUUCAAUAUGAUUUUGUUUAAAAGACAUCUGACGAUGUCACCUUUGCUGCUGGGGAAAAAAUAAGGCGGGCUUAAACGGAAAGUAUUGCUUUUACGGCCUUGGGUUUUUAGUUUUUGUUUUAGAGAUGUAAAGAUUUCAGUAAAAGUAUUUUGGGUUGUGGCCGUUUUCACCUUUUUGCCGCUUGAAAAACAUGAAAAACAUGAAGUGCCUUCGUUGUUUAUUCCUGCUAGAGUCAAACUUUUUCUUCUUGACGUGGGAACGCGCCCCAACACUCCUGGUUUACAGAAACGACGAGUCGGAUGCCGAUGGAUGCUCCUCACUGUACGUGAUUGUGUAAUGUGUGAUGUUUGCGCAGCUUCACUGGCUCCUGUAGGCGUGUCCCUGUGGGACCCGGCAGGCUCGCUGCUGUCUGACAUUCAGACCUCCCACAGCAUGCUCUCUAACUUAUUUUCACCGUGUUGAUGUGGUAACAGUUGAAUCUGGAGUGCUGUGUUUGGUUGAUGCCAAGCGUGUCCUCUUUUCUAGUGUCCCAAAUAAUCCCGUUUUAGACUCAUCUGAACAUUGUUUUUGUUUUUUUCCAGAAGCCCUGAAAGCCUGAUUGCCAGGAUAAAUUACUCGCCAUCUUUGUUAGUUUUAAGAAUGUUUUGUAUUACAGUGACAGAGAUGUGGGAGAUGUCGUCUGUUUGUGCCAUCCGGUGGUCCAAGAUGCUAACGAGCAUAUUGGCGGACCAGGACUCUUCCUCACUUUGAGUCAGUGGUUCGUCAAAUUUAAAUACAUUUUUAUUUGGUCAGUCGUCUGGGUUCUACUUUGGGGGCAUUUCUGUUUUUAUUUUGAAGGAACAGACUGACUGUUUCGAAUAAUGUCUGUUUCUUGAUGUAUUUAAAAGAAGAACUCUGCAUAAAAGAUCAUUUGUAAGACAAAAA